Molecule: messenger RNA, 537 nt
Organism: Linum trigynum
Lineage: Eukaryota; Viridiplantae; Streptophyta; Magnoliopsida; Malpighiales; Linaceae
Source: the annotation of a GenBank genome assembly
AUGGAUUUUGUCAAGGGAGCGCCCAAGUGGGACUCUCCAUGGUAUAAAGACUACUUUUUCGCGCGACCCUCGUGGAUGUGCUAUUCUGGCGAUGCUGAGCCGCUUACGGGAUAUGCGGCUGGUUUGAAGGAUGAUUGGUGUGCGGCUACUCAGUUUCCUCAAUCAGUGAAGGAUCACGUUGUGCGCAUUGUGGAAGGCGUCCAAAUUCGCGUGAGGCAUAACGGUCCUGAGAGCAUUUAUCAACACGUUCGUGCUUUGUAUGGUCUGAGGGAGUUGGCGGACGCAAACAAACCUAAGAAGAGGAAGGCUGGAAAUACUACGAAGGCUGGAGGUGCGUCUGCGUCGGCAGCUGAGGCAAGGACAACCGCUCAAAUGGUUGCGCUUUCUCCAGUCCUGCUAGUCGUAGGCCCACCGGCGGCGAUUACUGCAGCGUCCGUUCACGUGACACGGGGUGCGGGGAAGCGGGUUUUAGAGCGUAGCAUUCCUAAGGUGGUGGCUAAGCGUGCCAAGCCAAGCUCUACGCAUGCUAAGGCAUGA